GACUGGGAGUAGAAUUUUUCGAUUGCGGUGGUGUCUUUAACUUUUCACGAAUUCGAUAAAUUAAAAUAUGAAAAUGUCUUAAUGGCUUAAUGCAAUUGAUAUGAUUAAUGUGUACUAAUAUCAAACAAAUAUUGUGGAAAAGUAAUAUUUUAGAACGGAUAAUAACAAGGUUGCUGAUUAACUAAUUGGACCAUUACAAUAGUCCUUUAUGUGGUGGACACCCGAGCGAUACUUUUUUUAACAACGGCUUGGCAAACCUUCGGUUUCUGUGAGGAUGUCGUUUGCAUUUAAGAUAGACAAAGCGUUAAAAGCGAACUUAUAUAAAAUUUGUCGCCUUUGCGGAAUCGAUAGAGACGAAAAAGUCGACAUAUUAGAAAUUGGAACCCCAGACGAACAGCUGCCGGUGGAUUGUGACGGCGAAUUAAAGCUCCAUCAAAAAAUUAUACAAUGCAUUGGGAUCACAGUCUGUAAGGACGACAAAAUGCCACAAAGUGCUUGUGUACUAUGUGUGGAUAAAAUCAAUGAUUUUUACGAGUUUCGUGAAAUGUGUUAUGCCACAGAUGUACAGACUAGAAAAUUGUUGGGACUGAAAGGUGGAUCUCAGAAAAAAAAUAUAACUGCAGAUGUCAAGCCAAUUAUUGAUAUAAAGGAGGAAACGGGUGUGAAGCGAGGUCGAAAACGCAAGUCGGAUGAAGUAAUAGCAAGAGAAGAAGUAGCUGAAGUUAAGCGCGAAUCAGCGCCAGUACCAGUCAGCAAUAAAAAGCAACGUUUGAACGAGCCACCACCAGAACCACCAACUAAAAAGAAAGGCAAACUUGGGAAACAAUUUGAUAAAACGGUGAAACCCAAAGAGGAAAUAAAAGAGGAGCCUGCGGAAAUAGAGAAACCGUCUACUACAAAUACUCCAAAUGUAACAAAAUUCCGGCAAGUUUGCAACAUUUGCGAUCAGCGUUUUGGUAGCAAAGCGAAAUUGGACCAACAUGUCGGAACAACACAUUUGCCUAACAUUCCACGUUACGUUUGCACGGCUUGUAAUGAAACAAUAAAAAAAACUAACGACAUCAAAAGCCAUCAGUUAUGGCAUAAAUUAUCCAAAACACCCUAUAUCUGCGGUCACUGUAAUCAAUCACUGAUCAGCUCUUAUGCAUAUUCCAGGCAUCUUCGGGAUCAUACUGUGGAAAUACCGCCAAAUCUUUGGGUACUUGAUCGUGAAUGCCCACAAUGUCAUCAGACGUUCUUAACAAACUUUCUGUACAAUACUCACACUUGUGCUGUAAAGACCAAAAAGUGUGCAGGUUGCAAUCGCCAGUUACGUAACGAAGUCGAGUAUCAGCGUCACGCAGCACAUUGCGCAAAAGUUUAUUUAAAUUACUCAAAGCAUAUACCAGUAGCUGCUGCAGCAGCCGAAUCCACAAUUCGCAUUAAAAAUGAGAACGACGUAGAGGCAGCUGCCGCCGAAGCGCUUGCACGAAAUGCUGGCAUAUCACUUAACAUGGCACCAGUAGUGUCGUUAACUCGUAUAUCAACACCAGAAAUAAUGGCUGCCAGCCAGGGUACCAAUAUGCCAGAAUAUACUAAUGAAACUAGCGUUACACCGGCGGAUGAUGCGAAGACACCAGGGAAAAAGGGUUGUAAGAAGGGAGUGUCUCGUAAAGAUCUUAAAAGGGUCGACAACUUAUUAAAAUCAACAUUGGAUGCACUUGUGAGCAUUAAACAUGAACCAGAGGUGCAUGUGGAAACAGAGCCUGAAACACCUGCAACUGUCGAAGAGACUACUAAUAAAGAAAAGGAUUCAGGAGUUGUAGAUGAUGAUAAUUUUCCGCAUAGCGAUGAUUUUCACCAUGGCGAUGAUGACGCAACCAGCGAAGAUAAUGGGGAUGAGAAUACAAGUGCUAGUAUAGGUACUAAAGAUAUAGCUAUAAAGCAAGAGCCAGUGGAUGAGAAUGCCACUCAAACCGCUGUAAAUAUUAAGCAAGAAGUGAUUGACGUGGACAACGAGAACUCAGCACCUGCCGCAAAAAUGCCAGUAUUAAAAUUGAAAAUUAAAAAAGAACAUGGCACUUUAAAUUCAUCAAUAGUAGAGGAGCAAAGUGUGCGAGUUGAAAAGAAAAAGAAGAAGAAAAAACGAAAAGAAACCGAGCGAAAUAAGGAUAAAUUGUUGGAGGGUAAUGAAAAUGCACAAGAGAAUCCAGCAAUACCUGCUGAAACGGAAAGGGGUGGGGACUCUCUGCCCCAUGCAAAUAUUUUGAGGCCCAUCAAACAAGAGCGCUUAGAUGACGUCGAUGAAGAAUCUGAGAGCAAUAUUGCAGACAGUAGUGAAACUAUGCAGGCGGGAGCAACUGUUAUGACAACCAUACCUAUACCCCAAUUCCAAAUAUCUGCUGUUUCGAGUGGUGUCGCCUUUGGCGAUAGUAUUACGACACCUGACGAUAGGGAAGCUGAUGUUGAGACUAGCGAUGCUGCAGCAACGCCAGAUAUUACCACUGAUGAGGGAGAGAUGGAAGACAUUAAACCGAAUAAAGCUGAAUUAGAUCUUUUAUUCAAAAUAACAAGUAUCAGCUCUGGCGUGCAGAUGGAUCAGGAAACAGAGGCAGAAAACGCCGUCGAGUCAGCAAACGCCGUCGAAGCAGCAAACGCCGUAGAGGCUGUAAUUGAAGCCACACCUGCAACCACAAACGUUGUUUCCGAGCAGGUGCCUGAAGAUCGAAUUGGCAGCGUUUGUGAAGUGGUACACCGUAAGCCAGCUAAGACAUCGCCUAAAACUAUUAAGCAUAAGGCGCCGGAGCAAAAGUCGCGGUCUGUGACACAAGCACGUGCGGCCAAGGCAUUCAAAUCGACAGCAGGGGUUAGCAAGAGCAAUACAAACACGAUCAGUAGUGCUGGAGAAACCAAUAUUGGCGAAUACUCUCAAAUUCAAAUUAAACCCGAGCCAGUUGAUCGUGGCUAUGAAGAUGUGUUUAAUGCAUUUGAAGCAGCCAAAAAUCCAACUGAGGCCCAAACACUGUUUGUGGAUGAAGAAUUGUCAAUGAGAGAAAUUGCGGAGCAAGAGUAUUUGAACAAUAUUGAUUUCACAAAUAUACAAAUAAAACAAGAAAAGGAUGUUGAAGUGUCGGACGUGGAAAUGACAAAUACACACAUCGUGGCAAAUGCCAUACCAAAUGGCAUGAAAUGUUCCAACGGUGAAGAAUCUCAAUAUUCUGGAAAUGAAGAAGAUACAGAUAGUAUGGACAAUGAAGAAACCGAUGAUGAGGAAGAUGAUGAUGACGAUGACGAUAAUGAUUGGGUAGGCGUUAAGAAAGAAGAAGAGGAAAAACGUGAAUAUCGUGAACUUGAAUUGCCGCCGUUGUUAUCAACAGACGACUCCGAAGUUGCCGAAAAUCAGAGCGGGCAUGAAGACAAAUUGGAGACCGAGUUAAACAACGCUAACUUAGAGUGCCCAAGUGAAGAAGGUAUCAAUGCUACUUUAGUAAAUGAGACUACUAUGAGUACUUUAGAAAAUGAGCCUAUUACGAGUACUAUAGAAAAUGAGCCUACUACGAGUAAUUUAGUAAAUGAGCCUACUAUGAGUACUUUAGAAAAUGAGCCUACUACGAGUACGUUACUUACUGCCGAGCAUUCAAAAUCAAACGAAGCAGAGCUUUUACCACCCCCGUUCAUGAUAACAGGCAUUUAUAGCCAGGCGGAUUGUGAUGUGUCUAAUCAAUUUCCAGCAAUAAUCGACACAUCGCCCCCUCCCGUUGAGACGGACUACCCUGAUGCUAUAAUGGAACUGCCCGAUGAAGCGAAUACCUUGAAAAUUGCGAAUGUCGUAGCUGGUUGUUCGAACAGCUUCGAUGAUUAUCCCAAACAGAUGGAUGAGGAAAAAUCGUUCAUAACAUCACCCGUGGAGGCGAUGGAAGUAGCCGAUGUGCCGAAUGCAAGCACUAGUAUGGCAACUGAUGAUCACACUGAUCUACCAGAUAGUAUACCACUUAAGAGUACGGCAGAAGAAGCGAUGGAUAUCACGCCAGCAGCUGAGACUAUGUGCAUAGAGGUAAGUCAAGGCAAGGAUGCCCUACUUGAAGCCCAACCAUUCUCGGACGGUAGCGCAGAACCAGUGACCGCAGUCGAUACACCGCAAAUUGAACAGUUGAACUCGAAUACAAACAUAGUCCUCGACAUACCCAUCCAGAGCGAUACUACUGUCGCUGUUGGCGAGGCUACUGAAAACGUAGUUGAAGAGGCACAAAAUGUGCUCAAUCACGAGGUCGUGCAAGCACAAGCAAUUCAACGGUUAACAUUAGAAGUCACUGAGCCCAACCAUCAAAUCGCAGAAGAAGCGGAAAAUCUUUUGAACGAGAGCGUAGUUGAGGCUCAAAUGCAGCAACAGCAAGCAUGUCACACAGACGCACAGUCUGAAAGUGUUGUGUUGAUGCGACUGGACGAUCCCGAAUCUGAGAAAAGUUAUAGCAACGCAAGUAACAGUAACGGCAGCAUUGACGGCAGCAACGGUAGCGGCAGUGGCAGCGGAGUUGUCAGCGCUAGCGGCAGCAUUGGCAGAUCGAGCCAAAGCACAAUGAUCAAUAAUCCAUUCAUGCUAGACGACAGCAAUAUAAAUGAAAUCGCCGAAAACAAUAACAAUGCAAAUAUCGAGCGUGAAUUACAAGAUGACGUUGCCGCUACGUCUACUGCGAGCACGAGCGCAGCGAACGUUGCUGACAAUGCCGCCGAGGAGCAAAGCAAUGCGAUGUUAAUAGACAUGAAACCGUACGACAUAACAUGAAAACAAAUAUAAGCAAGUAAUUAAUGAAUAAAGUUUAAAUAAUAGAGCUAGGAAUGUGGCGAAAAUGCAGAUAGAAUGAAAGUAAGAAGCGGGAGUUCAAUUAGUUUAAGUUUAUUAUUGGUAAUCAUAUUUAGUUGGUUUUGAUAACUUCAUGGCGGUCGCUUUCUCUUGAAUUAUUUCAGUGAUUAUUAAGCAAUUAGGUCUAUUUAAGCUUCAUUUUUUUCAUUUGUUAAUUUUUGUAUUGAUUAAAUAAAUAUUUUAGCGUAAGGUUGAUCGAUUUAAAAAUGUUAUAAUAGAAAAAGUAAAAUUCCUCAAAUUGCAGAACACAAAUAAAAAUUUUAAUAACAGGAUAUUUAUAAUUUAUUAUUCUAGUUUAUUGAUUACUUUAUUUGUUGGUAAAGUAGCUUAAAACGAAAUUUUCAAAAAAUAUUUCUAAAAUUUGGUGGAUUUAGAAGCAGGAUUAAAAAUUUUUUCUCCAAACCCCAACUGUGGUCAAAACCUUGAGCUACUUUACUAGAGUAACACCAAUUCCCUUGAUUUUGUGUAUUUAUGUACACGCACACACACAUAUAUGUUCAUGUU
Anastrepha ludens (Mexican fruit fly) is the source of this 5344-nucleotide messenger RNA. RefSeq names its product titin homolog. The record is from RefSeq and is a predicted model, not a curated record. Lineage: Eukaryota; Metazoa; Arthropoda; Insecta; Diptera; Tephritidae. Gene Ontology annotation, biological process: regulation of DNA-templated transcription. The transcript is spliced from 6 exons. Gene Ontology annotation, molecular function: zinc ion binding; DNA-binding transcription factor activity, RNA polymerase II-specific; RNA polymerase II cis-regulatory region sequence-specific DNA binding. Gene Ontology annotation, cellular component: nucleus. The coding region runs from base 275 to 4762 and encodes 1495 amino acids.